GCUUCGGUUGUCAUGUUGAUCUGAGAAUUGGAGCUAACGUGAUUUCCUUUGGAUAGUCCUGUCUAUGCUGUAUGUCGAAUACGCCCCAUUAAGUUCUUGGUAGCUCAUUUGACAUCUUGCAGAGCUUCUUCGGUGCGAUGGGCUGUUCUGUCAGUCUAGUAUUCUCAACCUUCGGUGCCGCAUAUGGAAUCGCAAAAUCUGGAAUCGGGGUCGCAGCAGUGAGUGUGCAACGUCCAGAUGACAUUAUAAAAAGUAAUCCUACACCACCCCCUCCUUUCAAAGAUUCUCCUCAUCACAAUCGCUUAACAAAAGACUUCCAGACAUGAUGCCCCCCAUCCUCGCCGGAAUCCUCUCCAUCUACGGCCUCGUAGUCUCCGUCAUCAUCUCCUCCUCCCUCGCCGAGAAAUCCGCUCUCCACACAAACUUCCUGCAGUUGGCAGCGGGUUGCUCGGUCGGAUUAAGUUGUUUGGCUGCGGGCUUUACGAUUGGGAUUAUUGGGGAUGCGGGGGUUCGUGGGACGGCUAUGCAGCCUAGACUUUAUGUUGGGAUGAUGUUGAUGCUUAUUUUUGCUGAGGUUUUGGGUGAGUGGUUUUUCUUCUUUUGGGCAUUCAAAGAGAUGGAGAAGUAGAGGAGGCGAGAUGGUGUAUAAUGGAGGCUUGGGAAGAUGGUACUAAUGGGAUUCAGGACUAUAUGGCUUGAUUGUUGCGAUUAUAAUGUUGACUCAGUCGACGGUUAAUGUUACGAAGUGUUUGUGAGGGAGUUGUAGGUGGAGAAUGGGAAGAGAGGAUUUAACAUGACCUUCAAAUGCAUUGACUAUGUUGGGUCCUAUUCUUGAACUUGAAGCUU
This is a messenger RNA of Hymenoscyphus albidus, 846 nucleotides long. The record is from the annotation of a GenBank genome assembly. Lineage: Eukaryota; Fungi; Ascomycota; Leotiomycetes; Helotiales; Helotiaceae.